AUGGCUUCAGAAAUUCAAAUUCGUCUCGCUAAGCCUUCGGACGCUGACGCAAUCGGCAAGGUUCACAAUGAGGCCCUCAACCAGUUCCACGAGUUUUACCAAGCCUUUUAUGAGCAUCCGAUCGAGCAGAUCAUCCUAGUAAACACAAGGAACGUGGUACAAAACCCCAAAAACCAAUUCUACGUAGCAGUAGACGAGUCGGACACUGUGGUCGGUUUCAUCAGGUACCACGUCGUGGAUGCGACGGAGCCGAGCGAUGCAACCACGACAGUGGAAGCGCACGAAACUCCCGCAGUCACAACUCCAGCUUCAAAUCUGUUCGCCAUCAAGGACCACAUGAAGGAGCUAUGGGAACGCUUUGGUCAUCCAAGAGAGGACCAGAUGGAUGCGUGCUAUGAGAAGGCUGUGGACGGGCGAAAGCACAACUAUAUUAAGCAUAUCAUGGUUGAUCCAAAAUAUCAGCGGAAGGGUAUCGGGGCCAAGCUUUUGCGAACGGUGAUUGAUAUCAGUGAUUCUGAAAGAGUUCCAACUUUCCUUGUGGCAUCAGCAGAAGGUUACGGUCUCUACAAGAGGCUUGGGUUUGAGGACCUAGGGACUUGGGCAAUUGACAAUGGCCGCUGGGCGAAGGAGAUAGUCCAGCAUGAACGCGAUCUUGGUCUCACUGGGAAUGAGAGACUGUCUGAACGGUUCGCCGGCACGCAAGAGGUAGAAAAGUACAUGAUGAGGUGGGAGACAAGGGGAUGA
Molecule: messenger RNA, 744 nt
Organism: Colletotrichum chrysophilum
Lineage: Eukaryota; Fungi; Ascomycota; Sordariomycetes; Glomerellales; Glomerellaceae
Exons: 2
Coding region: 1-744 (247 amino acids)
Molecular function (GO): acyltransferase activity, transferring groups other than amino-acyl groups
Source: RefSeq, a predicted model, not a curated record